AAUAUAAUAUUGAUAUAACAUAAAAGCACAUAACAGUGUUUGAGUGUAAAUUACCCUCCUUUUAUUUUUUAUUUUUUAUUUAAUUAGUGUUUACUCGCGAUAAAUACUCUAUAAAAUUAUGAAAAAGUUAAGUUGCAUUGUAUAGUGUUUUAUAGUGUGAUAAUUGAAUAAAGUACAGUUAUAACAUUAUGUGACAUGUUAUGAAGUGUGUGACAUUUUAAGACAGUGUAAAGUGUUUCAAGUAAAGUAUUUUCUAACGUAUUUAAUUAAUUAUACAUAGAUUUAAAAUGGGCAAUAGGUCUAAACCGCUGCUUGUUGAAAAUUGUCGGUUUGUGGCCGGAAGAGAUCAAAGAUAAACGUGAAGAAUUAUUGUCAAAUCUGGGAUUUUUAUUCAACGUCAUUACAUUAAUUUUCGUAUUAACUAUACCGGCUUUAGUGUCACUAAUGAGAGUAUGGGGUGAUAUGAUACUGAUGAUAGAUAAUUUACAAUAUACUCUGCCUCUUGUAAUAACAACACUGAAAGUCUUCAUCAUGUGGUAUAAGAAAGGAGCUCUAUCGCCGUUAAUCAAUAUGAUUGUAAAAGAUUGGAUGAGAGCAAAAAUAAAAGAAGAGAGAAAUGUUAUGCUAAAACAAGCUAGGAUCGUCCGCUUACUCGCCAUAUGCGGCGGAAUUAUGAUACUUUUUACAUUGCUGGUGACUGUUUGCUCUUUCCUUUUCGGCCGUACGCUCAGAUACGUAACAAAUUUUACCGAUCCAUUUGGAAAGCCUUUGCCAAUACAAACAUAUUAUUUACAUGAUGUAUCUACUAGCCCGAAAUAUGAAAUAACAUAUCUAAUACAAAUAAUCUCGUUGACGAUAUCCGGUGUUUCUUACACUGCAGUCGACAAUUUUCUUGGACUUCUUAUCUUACAUGUAUGCGGCCAGAUGGAAAAUUUGCAUCUGCGACUACUCAACCUGGGGAAGAAUCAAAAUUUUCAAGCACUUUUAAAAUACAAUGUCAAUGACCACAUCCGCUUGAUCAGAUCUAUACACGUCAUUGAUAACACAUUCAAUUUAAUGUUGCUUGGCCUGUUAUUCUUCUUUGGGAUAUUGUUUUGUCUUCAUGGAUUUCUAAUAAUUAACGUUGUCAAUCAAGGUGGUCACUUGUCACUUAUGCAAUUUAUUUUAUACAUCUCUGCGAGUGUAGCUGUUUUAAUGCAUACGUGUCUUUAUUGUGCCGUUGGAGAACUUCUCACGACUCAAUCUGAAAAAAUACAUCGCGCCACAUACGAGUAUGUAUGGUAUACUUUAAAACCGAAGGCAGCAAAAAACUUGACAUUAAUUAUGCUUCGUGCAAAAAAACCCCUCACUAUCACUGCAGGAAAAACAUUCCCGAUGACAAUGUCCACAUUUUGCAACUUGCUGAAAACAUCGGCUGGCUAUGUAUCUGUAUUGCUUGCCAAUCGAGAUUAAUGAUAACACAAUUAGAAGUACGUAAAUUAGUAGUCGUUCUUAGUAUUAUAGUAUAUUUAGUAUUAUAAUGCCAUUAUGAUAUAAACUUAAAAAUAAUUUCUUUACAUAAAUAUGCUAUAUACAAACUUUACAUCAUAUAUUGAAAAUUAUAAAAUAUUAGAAAUAUAUUUUUUUCAUAUA
Solenopsis invicta (red fire ant) is the source of this 1632-nucleotide messenger RNA. RefSeq names its product odorant receptor Or2. Gene Ontology annotation, biological process: detection of chemical stimulus involved in sensory perception of smell; sensory perception of smell. NCBI's taxonomy places the organism in Eukaryota, Metazoa, Arthropoda, Insecta, Hymenoptera, Formicidae. Gene Ontology annotation, molecular function: olfactory receptor activity; odorant binding. Gene Ontology annotation, cellular component: plasma membrane. The transcript has 6 exons. The coding region runs from base 445 to 1452 and encodes 335 amino acids. The record is from RefSeq and is a predicted model, not a curated record.